Marmota flaviventris (yellow-bellied marmot) is the source of this 1239-nucleotide messenger RNA. RefSeq names its product BCL2 interacting protein 1 (gene Bnip1). NCBI's taxonomy places the organism in Eukaryota, Metazoa, Chordata, Mammalia, Rodentia, Sciuridae. Gene Ontology annotation, cellular component: SNARE complex; endoplasmic reticulum. Gene Ontology annotation, molecular function: SNAP receptor activity. The record is from RefSeq and is a predicted model, not a curated record. Gene Ontology annotation, biological process: retrograde vesicle-mediated transport, Golgi to endoplasmic reticulum.
GAUCUGUAACCAGGAGAUCGUCAAGUUCGACCUGGAGGUGAAAGCGCUUAUCCAGGAGCGCCUCCUGACAGUAGAGGUAGAUUGCAGAGGUGGCGACCAGCUGUGGCUAAAAAUGAAGGACAGCGGGUCUCCCCAGGCAGACCAGCCGCAGAACGAUCCAGGCUGAGUGAACCACAGACAAGAGAAGAGGCUUGGUGCCAACGUUGGAAUUUCCUGAACUUCACUUCUCCGAUGUACAAUCUACAGAAGGAUAUCCAAGACUGUUCUGGACCCUUAAGUGCACUUACCCAACUGAAUACUAAAGUGAAAGAGAAAUUUCAACAGCUACGGCACAGAAUACAGGAACUUGAGCAGUCAGCUAAGGAGCAAGACAAAGAGUCGGAGAAGCAGCUUCUACUGCAGGAAGUGGAGAAUCACAAAAAGCAGAUGCUCAGCAACCAGACCUCCUGGAGGAAAGCCAACCUCACCUGCAAAAUUGCAAUUGACAACCUAGAGAAGGCAGAGCUUCUCCAGGGAGGAGACCCCCUAAGGCAAAGGAAAACCACCAAAGAGAGCCUGGCGCAGACAUCGAGCGCCAUCACGGAGAGCCUCAUGGGCAUCAGCAGGGUGAUGUCGCAGCAGGUGCAGCAGAGUGAGGAGGCCAUGCAGACUUUAGUCAAUUCUUCGCGGACCAUCCUGGACGCAAACGAGGAAUUCAAGUCCAUGUCCGGGACCAUCCAGCUGGGCCGGAAGCUCAUCACGAAAUACAACCGCCGCGAGCUGACUGACAAGCUGCUCAUCUUCCUGGCGCUGGCCCUCUUUCUCGCCACAGUCCUCUACAUCGUGAAGAAGCGCCUCUUUCCAUUUCUCUAACAUCCGGGAGCGGCCAGCUUGGUUCUCCUCAGGCCCCUGUCUCAGGAGCCAUCCAGCCCGAGCUCCGGCCAGGCUGCCAAACUGAGCCAGUCCCCAUCUGCUCCGGUUGCUCAGCAGGUCAGAGAGGAGACUCAGCCCCCAGCUUUUCUGCAGGUGACUGGUGUGUAAAGGGCAGGCAGAGCAAUGGGCUGCUUGUGUGACACAGGGACUCCGAGGGCACUGGGCAGUUGAGCACUGUGGGUGGCUGCCACAGGGGCACCAGCUCCAGAUGCCCUGCCCCCCUGGAAGCUUAGUGCCCAGUCUGGUGGGGGGACAAGAGAAGAGAUGGAAGAAGGGUGACACAAACUCCCGGUCAUUCCUUGAAUAAACUAGCCUGUAUUCAGUAGA